GGGAGAAAGCACUAUCAACGCAUCCACUCUGCACAAGGCGGCGCUGGCAAGCUCGCGCUUAGCAUCAUCAUCAUAUUUCGCCUACACACUCAUGCGCCACCCAUGAUGCUGGUUUCGGUUUUGCUUUUGGUCCCGUUGGUACGCGAAAAGUUCUGGCAAAGAUGUACCAUCCGAUCAUUUGGGUCGUGAAUCGUAUCGUAACUGUGAGUGGUUUGUGAUGCCAUGUGAAACACCCAGUUUUCACACAGCUCAAGAAAAGAUACACUAAUCUAACUCCCUCCGUUUGCAUAUCUGAAAUUGGGACGAAAAUUGGCAUGAAAUUUACUUUAGAACAUUCACCAGUGGGGGAGUGCGCUUUCGACCCAUAAUAUGUUUGCAAAAAAUGUCACAGAGAGUUCGUCAUGGCUGUUUUGUGUUCAAUGCGAGUAAAAGAAUAAAAAAGCGCGAGCUUUUCACGCAGUGCUGCACUGGUAAUGUUGCGAGUUUUAUAACUUUGACUUAAUUCUUAAUUCCACGCAAGGUUUAAUGCGAGCCGUGUACCAUAUAUUACAAGUGAACGCUUUCUCGCCGCUAGAAGCAUGAUAGCUACCUUUACUUCCCUUUUAAUUUUGCACGUCCGUGGGACAUUGGUGUAACCAACCGCGUUGCCAUAGCACCUCACAGACACGCUUUUCGCACGCGUAUCGAUCACGUUCGGCCGCAGUACGGGACAGCCGAAGCGCGGCAGUGCGCCGUUCGGCACACGUUAUCCGGCAGCGCCAUGUACCAAAAGGACAAGAGCCUCUUAUGCCGGCACAGUGCCUGUCCGUUGCCCAACAACCUGACCACUUGUACAGAGGGCGGAAAGAUCAACUUAGCGUUCGUGGGAAAGACGGAGGUCACUACGCUCUUCCGGACUCCUGAUGGCAGUGUGCACCAGUCGCAGGUGGCUUGCAAGGACGUAGGCGGCAGCCCCUGCACCGAACUUACGCACGUGAAAUGGGUCAAGAUGGACGACAUUAAGACCUUGCUAGUCAUUGCGUCGACGCGAGCCUUCCAGGUGUUCGAGUGGGACGGUUCAGUUUUCCUCCACUGUCAUCCGCUGCCCCAAAAUCUGGACGCCACUGAGGAGACGUUCACGCGCGGAAUCGGCACGUGCGGCUCCAGUUUGCUUUGCGUCGGUACCAACAGUGGCACCAUUCUGGUGCACCUAGUUUCGCGCGACCUGAACGUCACCUUCUGCCAACGGGCCACCGAGCACGCGCCGCACGCCGUCGCCGACAUCCACAACCACGGCGAGAUCAUGGCGAGUGCCGACGACGGCGGCGGCAUCUGUCUGUGGCGCGGAAAAACAGCGCUCAGCUUGCUCCGCAAGCUGCCGCCGGUCGGCAGCAGCCCUUGCGUGAGCGUCCGCGUCUGGCACGACCUCAUCCUGGCGGGCUACGGUUCAGGCGAGCUGCGUGUGUUCAGCACGCGCUCCUUCCAGCUCAUGGCCGAGGCCACGGCGCACGCCCGCUGGAUCACGGCCAUUGACGUAGCGCCGGACACGGGGCUCGCCCUGUCCGUGGCCGAGGACUCGUACGUGCGCGUUUGGCAGCUUGACCGCGAGGGCGAACACACCAUCGACCACGUGCACGGGGAAAGCGUCGCGGACGCCAUGCUUAUGGGUUGCGCCUUCCUCGCUCCCGAUGGGAGCACUUUCGCCGCUGUGGCCUACGACUGUGCCGAAGUGUUCAUGUUCAAGAAAUGAAUGCUGUCUUAGUGUAGGCGUUGACUUAUUAUGCUUGGCGUGCUUCACUUAUUUCCCUUUCAGGAUAUGGGUUCUAGUAUAAUCCAGCACACAUCUAUCUACCGCAAUGGCUGCAGAUGCAAGCCUCAGUAUAAAGAUGGAUGGUUGCUGGAUCGCCAUCACGAGAAGGGAACGCGAGAAAUAACAAAGGCGCAUUUAAUUAAGAAAUUUGGAGACAUAUGCGUCAGUCAACCAUCAGUGGCUUUACACAAUAAGGAGUUCCCGCUUUUGAGCCUAUGCCAACCCUAAUCUUGCCUGGUUUUACUGCUGGCUAACCUUGCGAUGUCACUAGUGUCUCUGACGCUGUAUUUGAUAACCAUAUCAUCAUUUGUGUGUGUGUGUAUAUAUAUAUAUGCGUUUUAUGUUCAUUAAAUUCAGUAGGUAGUCAGCGCU
This is a messenger RNA of Dermacentor andersoni, 2161 nucleotides long. Its product is annotated as WD repeat-containing protein 54-like. The record is from RefSeq and is a predicted model, not a curated record. Gene Ontology annotation, molecular function: protein binding. Lineage: Eukaryota; Metazoa; Arthropoda; Arachnida; Ixodida; Ixodidae.